AUGAAUGUUAUUGAUGAUGAUGCAGAUACUCCUGAACAGAUCAUAGAUGAACCUGAAAUCACUGUUGAUGACGAAGCCGCUAAGUUAUUGAAGUUGUUAGGCGGCAAGAACAAAAAAGAGGUUCCGGAACAUGAAUUUUCUACUGAACCGUUUAACAAAAAGUUUUAUAAAGAAUCUGAUUUCAUCAGUGCGUUGACUAAGGAUGAAGUCCGUUCUUUGAGGGAAACAGACUCUGUACAUGUCAAGGGUAAGAAUAUGUUGAAGCCUAUUUUAGAGUGGUCACAAUUAGGGCUUCCCGCAUCAAUUUUUUCCGUAUUACAAAGCUUAAAGUAUGACUCGCCUACGCCGAUCCAAUGUGAAGCAUUACCACAUGUUAUGAACGGAAAUGAUUUCAUAGGUAUUGCGCAAACCGGUUCGGGUAAAACAAUUGCUUUUUUGCUUCCGCUGUUCAGACAGCUUUUGAGUAAUGCUCAGACUCAGGACCGGAACUCUCCCGGUGCAUCUCCAAGAGCUGUAUUAAUCACCCCUACUAGAGAACUAGCCUUACAGAUUGCGAAAACUGCCAAGCCUUUUGCAGACAAGUUGAACAUGAACAUUUGCAAGUGUUACGGCGGCCAGAGUAUCAGCAAACAGAUAGCAGACUUGAAGAAGCGAGCAGACAUUGUUGUAGGUACUCCGGGUAGGAUUAUCGACUUGCUUUGCACCAACGGAGGUAGGAUCUUGAAUUUCAGCAAUGUGACAUAUCUUGUUAUGGAUGAAGCGGAUCGGAUGUUUGACAUGGGGUUUGAGCCCCAGAUCUUGAAGAUCUUGAAGGUCAUCAGGCCAGAUAGACAGACGGUUCUUUUUUCGGCAACGUUCCCGCCAAAGAUCCAGGUGCUAGCGAGAAAGAUUUUGAAGGACCCAACGGAAGUCUUGAUUGGUUCCAAGAACUUAGUAAACGAGAACAUCGAGCAGCAUUUCGAGGUUGUGCCGGACGUGGACGCCAAGCUAAACAAGUUGCUCCAGAUCCUCGGUGCGAAGUACAAUGAAAAUAACGGCAAGGUGUUGAUUUUCAUGGAGAGACAGGACGCCUGCGACAAGAUGGUGAGGAAGCUCUUGACAAGAGGGUAUGCUGUGAUGCCACUACACGGCGGGAAGGACCAGACGGAGCGAGGCGGCACGAUCCGAGACUUCAAGAACGGCAUCAUCGACAUCCUCGUUGCAACGUCUGUGGCCUCACGCGGGUUGGACGUCGACAACUUGAACUUAGUGAUCAACUACGACGCCCCCUCACACGUUGAGGACUAUGUGCACCGUGUUGGGAGGACAGGGCGGGGUGGAAAGACCGGAGAGGCGUACACAAUCCUCACACCGGACGAAGAGAAGUGUGCCUCGGACCUUGUGCGUGUAUUGCGGGCGUCGAAGCUGGAACCGCCUGCCGAGCUCGCCGCGAUGGCCGAAUCGUUCGAGAGUAAGCUCAAGGAAGGCGACGUCAAGUUCGGCUCCGGAUUUGGCGGCAAGGGUCUUGAGAAGCUCCAAGCGAUCCGGGACAAGCACGAGAAGCUGGAGAAGCAGGUGUACCUGAAGAGCGAGGAGAAGGGUUCUGGCGAGGACGGCAAGCCUGACGCCGCCAAGACCGACCCCGCUGCCGCUGCCGCUGCCACUGCUGCCGGCUUUGAUCUCGACGUGUUGAAAAACUUCAAGGUCGAGUACUCUAGCAAGGCCCGAGGCCUCGAGGCCACCUGUUUCUACGCCAAGUUGAACAUCAACGACCUCCCGCCCACCACCCGUUGGUACGUCACAACCCACGAGAACUACCUUCGGGUUAUCGAGUUAACAGGCACCUCGAUCACCACCAGGGGCCGCUACUACCCGCCUGGCCAGGACCCCGGUCCUCGGGACGACGCCAAGUUGCAUGUCCUUGUUGAAGGCCCCAACGAGGUCAGUGUCAGCAGGGCCGUCGGUCUUUUCCGCGAAAACGUCCUGCGCGGGCUCGAACGCGAGACUUCCGCGGCCGGCGACGACGGCAGCGCUUCCGGAGGUGGCGGCGGGCGGUAUGCGAUCGUCUAG
Messenger RNA from Pichia membranifaciens NRRL Y-2026, 2049 nucleotides. RefSeq lists its product as hypothetical. The record is from RefSeq and is a predicted model, not a curated record. The transcript has a single exon. Gene Ontology annotation, molecular function: RNA helicase activity; nucleic acid binding; ATP binding. Bases 1 to 2049 code for a protein of 682 amino acids. NCBI's taxonomy places the organism in Eukaryota, Fungi, Ascomycota, Pichiomycetes, Pichiales, Pichiaceae.